AUGACCGAACAAGAAGAAUGGAUUACUUCUAGAGACAAUGUUCCUAUUUAUACCAAAACUUGGAAGACAGUUAAAUCACCAAUAGCUACGAUAGUUUUUGUCCACGGUUUUGGAGAAAAUAUUAAACGUUAUGAUUAUGUAUUCUCCAGAUUUUCCAAAAUGAAUAUUGAAGUUUAUGCAUAUGAUCAACGUGGUAAUGGCGAAACAGCCUUGAGGAAUAAAAAUCCUGGUAUAACAGGUGGUUUUGAAGUACUCACUGGUGAUGUUACUGAUGCUCUAGUAGCCAAAAGAAAACCCGGAAUUCCUCAAUUCUUGAUGGGUCAUAGUGAAAUAGUAUUUAAUUAUGCAUGCGUUGGACCUGAAAAGGAUAAUUUAUGUGGUUACAUUAUUUGUUCACCAUUUUUUCAACAAGGUGAUAAAACCAAAAAACCAGCAUUUUUAACUUUUACAGUUGUGGCACUUAGUAAAGUGAUACCAAAUCUCACUAUACCUGUCAAUCUUGAUCCUAAAUAUUUGAGUCAUGAUCCGGAAAUAGUUAAAAGUUAUGUCGAAGAUCCAUUAAACAAUGGAGUUGGUUCUUUGGAAACACAUAUGGCAACCGUACCAAAAUUUCUAGUAAAUAAUAAGAAAUAUGAAGAUAUUACUUUACCAAUUUAUUUUUCUCAUGGUUCAGAAGAUCAUAUAACUAGCCCCACAGCUUCCAAAGAAAUUUUCGAAAAAAUUACUGUAAAUGAUAAAACUUAUCGUGAAUGGAAAGGACUUUAUCAUGAAUUACAUAAUGAAUAUGAAAAGGAUCAAGUGAUUGAUGAAUACAUUAAAUGGAUUAUUGAUCAUGUAGCCAACAAAACUACUAAUUAA
Messenger RNA from Diversispora eburnea, 858 nucleotides. The record is from the annotation of a GenBank genome assembly. Lineage: Eukaryota; Fungi; Glomeromycota; Glomeromycetes; Diversisporales; Diversisporaceae.